Molecule: messenger RNA, 324 nt
Organism: Rhizophagus irregularis DAOM 181602=DAOM 197198
Lineage: Eukaryota; Fungi; Glomeromycota; Glomeromycetes; Glomerales; Glomeraceae
Source: RefSeq, a predicted model, not a curated record
AUGGCUGAUAGAGAAAAAAGAGAAGGCCUAAUGCUGUCCAGAAGACUUAUCAUCAUGAAAUUGUGCCCCUUAUUAAUCAUUUAUUUAACCAGAAAAAUUAAUAUAUCACAAGCUCUGCUUCCACAUACAAUGAUGAGUUCUCAUACUCAGAAAGGAUUGGGAAAAAAUAAAGUAUGGAUAAAGCAGAGAAAUGUUGAUAAUAAUGUGCUCACUGAAGUAGUCAUGAAAAGUCACCAAGUUGAUAUCUUAUGUAACUAUGAGCAAUACAAGGUUGCUUGUAUGCUGGCUAGUAGAGAAACCCGUGAUUUGUUACCAUGCAGUUAA